Rubroshorea leprosula is the source of this 1612-nucleotide messenger RNA. The record is from the annotation of a GenBank genome assembly. NCBI's taxonomy places the organism in Eukaryota, Viridiplantae, Streptophyta, Magnoliopsida, Malvales, Dipterocarpaceae.
AUGCAGGUUAAUAGAGGUCUUUUAUCUUCAGGAAUCAUGGCUGCUUAUGUUGUUUUCCUCUGUUGGUCUGCUAUUAGAAGUGAACCAGUCAACAAGAAAUGCCAUGCACAAAAGCAAGAAAUCAGCAACAGUGAUUGGACAACAAUAGUUGGUUUCCUGAUUGCGAUUGGUGCAAUUGUUAUGGCAACCUUUUCAACUGGUAUCGAUUCACAAUCAUUUCAGUUCCGCAAAGAUGAAGUGCAACAAGAGGAUGACAUCCCUUAUGGCUAUGGAUUUUUCCAUCUCAUAUUCGCCUUGGGGGCCAUGUAUUUUGCAAUGUUAUUCAUCAGUUGGAACCUACAAAAUUCUGCAAGGAAAUGGAGCAUUGAUGUUGGUUGGGCAAGUACUUGGGUGAAAAUUCUCAACGAGUGGUUUGCUGCUUCAAUAUACUUGUGGAAAUUGCUUGCCCCUGCCAUGAGACAGCCAAAGGUCAUGCACCGUCAAGACUCUCCGCACCAUAACAUUGACUCAACCGUGCCAUGAUUUUGUCAAUUAAGAUAUAGCAAUGGCAUUCUCAUUUGUUGUAAUUCUAUAUUCUUUCGUUAUUCUUUUGGCAGAUACAUAUAUAUCCCAGAUGAGCCUAAAUUACAUGUAAAUGACAAAUUAGAAGUCAGAAUUUCUAGACUAACUCCAUUCAUAUUUACCAUUAUUAGCAUGCAUAGACCAAACUACUUCACCCAUUUUAGCAACAUACCAACUCCAUUCAAUACUGCAAAUCCCUAUUUCAGGGCCAAGAUUUGCUGCAUAUUCUCGCGCAAAGCACUCAAGAUGUUCAUUGCAGUACUAGUAUCUCUCAUGCAUGUAUCAAUAUCUAUGACUGCAGCUGCAGUCGACCCAGCAGCGGCAACUGGGAAAGAACCAGUGCUUGAGCUAUACAUGUAUGACAUUCUUGGUGGCAGGAGUCCAACCUCUAGGCCGGUGACUGGUUUGCUGGGGAGUAUAUACAGUGGUCAAGUGCCAUUUGCUAAGCCAUUAGGGUUUCUUCCCCCAGCAGGUGGGGUACUUAUCCCCAAUGCUAAUGGCGCCAUUCCAACUGUCAACGGCCAAAACGGCCUCCCGUUAGGGACUAGCUUCGGAGGCACGGCUUUUGCUGGAAAACAACUGCUGGGUCCCGAUGGCUUGGGACUUGGGUUCGGGACAGUCACUGCUAUUGAUAACAUCCUGACCUCCAGCCCUGAGUUGGGGUCUCAGGUCAUCGGAAAAGCCCAGGGAGUGUAUGUGGCCAGCUCGGGAGACGGCAGUAGGCAGAUGAUGGCGUUUACAGCAGCAAUUGAAGGAGGGGAAUAUGGAGACAGUCUUAACUUUUACGGAGUAUACAAGAUAGGAAGCCCCAUGUCCCGUCUGUCAGUGACCGGCGGGACAGGGAAGUUCAAGAAUGCAAGUGGCCAUGCGGAGGUUAAGGCAUUGAUACCGCCGGGACAGCAUGAAACAGACGGAGCAGAGACAUUGCUGAGGAUCAUUGUGCAUCUAAGUUACUAAUGAUUGAUGGGCUGUGUCAAAUAUUUGCUUGUAAUUUCAGAAAGACAUAAAUUACACAGAUACUUGUGAGUUAGAAUGAACAUUGAUCAUUUUC